CGGCGGGAUGAUGUUCAAGGAAAAAACCAGCGCGGAAGUUCAACAUACUUGAAAAGUGAAAGGAAGGAAGGAUUUUUACUCCAAGACUGGUACAAAUGUGCCAGAAUGGUCUUUUAUUAGAGUAAUAAAGGUAAAUGAGUGCCUCUCACUCUGUCUACAUCAACGAUGAGUGACGAAAAUAGUUCUGGUCCAUCACUGUUGUUCAAAAAGUCUUUGAACCAGGCAAUGUCUUCUUCGGGGUCUUGGAACAAGUUGGGCGGCGAGGACAGGAAGAGGUCUGGUGAUGACAAUCGUUUCACUUCUGUAGAGGUCUUGUCUGCCGAGGAUAGUAGUACGAAUGACAUCAUCAGGGAAGGGUUAAAGAACAUUGGAAGAUGCAAUACUGCACCCGCACAAGGUCAGAAGCCACGAGGCAUGAGUCUGAGAGGUCGUGGUAGGUUUAAGAGAUCCUCACCAAGCUUUCUGGGCAGUGAGUCAAGGUCAUCACCUACUAGUUUGUCUAAUGGAAUGACGCAGUCUUCCUAUGGAGACGGAAAUACCAAUGUGAUUCCUAGUUCAGAGCAUCCCAGUCAGGAAGCUGAAAAAAGCAGCGCUGGGUGUAAACUUGGAAAUAACAUUCUAAAAGGUGCAGUGCCUGCCCCUGAUGGAAAUACAAGACCUGAGAGCAAAAGUGCGCCAUUAGCUCAACACCAAGUGGACAGUUUGGAUGAAAAUUCCAUAGACCGAACACAAAAUUGUACAAAAGAUGUCAUUUCAAAUACUAAACAUCUUAGUAAAGUGCAGGUACCCAAGUCUCUUAUGAGCAUUGAGCCACUACCUGCCUAUCAAAGGCUUCGUGCGUCCAGCCUUCGAAGAAAAGACUUUGAUAAUGAAGACAAUAAAGCAGUCAAGUCAGCUGAUUUCAGAAAUAAACAGAGAACUGAGAAGACGAAACAUUCAAGGAGGGGCUACAGCCGCAACUAUAACUUUGAGGCAGACAAUAUGAAAUUUCGUAACGAAAUGAAACGUGGAGAGAAAAGGCAAAUCUUCUCAGGGAAGCAGCUUACUGUUCAGAGUAGAACUGCCUGUGCAGAGAGAGAAAGUAACCAACGUACUAAUGGCAAAAGCUCAACUUUUCCCUGUGGAGAUGGAAGGAGGCAGAAUCCAACCAGAGGGGAGGCUGGAGGCUCAAGAGAACCCAAGGCAAAUGAGAAAACAGAUAAGAUAAAUAAUAACAUUGUUUCCACUGAUAUUGGCAGGACUGUCUGUGAUAUUAGCUGCAAAAAUGUGACUCCAACGCCAACUACAGAAGAAGAUACUUCAAAUCAGAACGUUGGGGCUGAAAAAGCUAUGGAUUUCCCAAAUGAAAAUGAAACGAUAGAAAGGCAGGAUUGCCACAUUCCCUCUCACUUAAGUAAUUCUGGGUCAGUCAAGGCAAGAGAAGGGAAUCCUCGUCUUGACACAGCAUCUCAAGAACAGUUUUCUGAGGAGAGCUCUUGGUGUACUACCGUUGUUACUACGAAAUUUGCCAACAAUGUAGACCAUGAAAUAAAAGAAAAGGCUGAAGAGAGUGCAGAAGCCUUAGAUGUCAGGGAAUCUGUUAAUAAAACUAUUAAAGGCUUGUUUCACAGUUAUGAGAAGGACACAAAUUCUCUAGAGUUGUUUGAUGACAGAGUGACUGACUCACGAGUGUCUUACACCAGCUCUGAAGACUCUAAAGAACUUGGACAUUGCUUUGUUUCCAAUUCUGAGCGAGACAAAGAAAAUUCGUCAGAUUCUGAUCGAGUUUCAGUGUCUUGUGACGCAAAGAGUGAAGAAGAAGUUGCAAGUAUUUGUGAAGGCUCAUUGUCUGCUAGAGUGCAGAAACUGAGUCUAGACAGCGUUGAGUCCCAUUUGCAGUCCGGACUAGAAGAACAAAGGGAGAUGAAUGGAGAAGAUGAAGGCAGACAGUUACCUAGUGUGGAGUCUGGUAACACCUCCGAUUUGUGCUCAAAGCAUUCAUUUGAAACUCAGUACACUAGCUCUGUUUCUGAAAUCAGCAGUGAUGUAGAAGUUAAUGAUCACACUCAGAGCGAUGAGUUUGGCAGGUCGCAUGCGCGAAAUUUCUCUCCAUCAGGCUAUGAGCAUGAGCAAAUGAUGCCGUACCCGUACCAUUCGUACCAUAAUUUCGUGAACCCCAUGUAUCCGGACAUGACAAGGUGGUACUCUGGGUGGGGAGGCCCUGCAGGAUGGGGGGGCCGUGAGGACUACAUGCAAGGGAUGAUGGGGGCUCCUUAUCCUUGGUGGCACGAUUCAUUCCAGCCCCGGCAGUUCAGAGUGCCUGUGGAAUCUGUGGGGUCGGACCGUGCUCUAGACGACGUUGUCACAUUUAUACAGAUGUCCUUGCAGGAGAUUGAAAAGUAUGUUAAAACCCUUCACAGCCGUCAGGCUUCUGUUCCCAUGAAUGCAGUGAUUACCGUUCAAACAUCCCCGUCGUUUCCCGCUGGUCCACAUUAUUCUCCACCAUCUGCUCCGUCGGAAACAGAAUCUGAAACACAUCGUCGUUACGGAAAAAACAUUUCACCACAAAUGCAUGGUUGGGCACCACCACCACAACCACUUCCCACUCACCGCUUUCCCCCGUCACGGUCCCAACCGCAUUCUUCGUCGCCCCAUGGAGUAUUACCCCCAGCUCCCCCGUUCUCCCAGUGGCACGAGUGGUACUCUCACAUGAUGUAUGGGACAUCCAGGGAAGCUGGUGCUUCACUCGCUCCAGACAGUUCACAACAGGCAUACUACCCGCCGCAACAUUACUAUCGUGGUCAGUCGGGGGACGGUCAGCAUAACUUUUGGGCUCAAGAGGGAAGAGACAAGUGGCCCGGUCCUUGGAUGUUUCCAUCUGGAGGGUAUCCAGAAAGACAGAGAAUGUCGUCAUCUCCCCCAGAAGAGCUGACUGAGAAAGAUGGUGUUGAAGGAAGGCAUGUAUACAGCCCUAAGCCUGAGUAUGAUGGUGCGAUCGGAGCCCAGCAAUCCUUAUUUGAUACUAGAGAAGUGAGUGCUAAAAGUACCCCACUGGAAAAUGACAGACGGUCUUCCUGUUCAUCAGCAAGCAAGAGAAGUCGUUCUUCCAGCCGGUCCCGGAAUCAAGCAGACAAAAAUGGCAGCAGCUUUUCUGCUGAGGAAACCUCUUUAGUGCCUCCAUCUAAGUCCAGCAAACAGGAAGCCAAGAGAAAAGCAGAGGCCAACUAUCGAGGAUCAGUGAGUUAUUUCCUCAACCAAGAAAUGUUGUCAAAUAAAUGGACCACAUCCCCGUCUUCGAAGAGUCAAGGCACGACGUCUCAGAUUGUUAACAAGAAGCCUGUCAGGGCAUAUCAGAGGGAGGACGAAGAUGGCCUACAUUCAAGUGAAGUAACCCCUCUUUUCCCCGCCGCUGCUCGUGAGGCGACUUCUCUUCCCAGUCCAGCGGAGCGGCACAAAUUUAUGCCAACCUUGACUCGUAUAGGUUCCACUCGUACUACUCAAGAGGAGGUUCCACCUAUUGGCUGUGGUUAUAAGGGUGCUUGGGGUUUAGCUACCCAAUCCCCGUUGUCACCUCCAUGUAAGAAUGAAGGAGAUAAUACUCAAGGUUUACACAAUGUGGCACGCCAGGAACAGAGCUCCUUUUUGGACUCAAAGUCUCGACGCAGAUCUGAUCCUGUGAGGAAUGCAUCUACUUAUGACUCAUCUGACCUGAGAAGAGACUCUCUCAACAGGUCACUCACAGGGAAGCGAUUGGAAUCUGAGUCUGAGGGUUCUGUGACCUCUUCUGGCAGCAGGCGACGAGCUCAGGCAGAAACAAACUGGCGCAGAAUUGAUUUUCCUCGAGUGUGUCAACCCUUCGCAAAGUUUUCGGAUUUUCAAGACUGGGCGACAGCUUUCGUAGAAGGCAGCAAGAAGUACCAACACAAGUUCAUUGACUCGCAUUGUCACAUAGACUUUAUGUACUCUCGAUUGGGACUGGACAGGGAUACGUCUUAUGGGUUGUUCAGAGAGAAACACUCCAGCACAUUUCCUGUGAAUUAUGAGGGCUGUGUGGCAGUUUUUUGUAAUCCAAAAACAUUUCUCAACACAGACACUUCGUUGUACCCUACUAUAAGAGCUCUCCAGAAUGAAGAAGGUGUCUGGUUUGCCUUUGGGUGCCACCCGAAGAGUGCCACAGAGUUUAUGACAAAUCACCAAAUUGGUUUGAAGAGGCUCCUCUCGUUGAAACAGACAGUGGCUUUAGGAGAAAUUGGUCUUGAUUAUUCUAGCGGAUUUGACCGCCAUAAGGUUGUGCAAAAAGAAGUCUUUCGAGUCCAGUUGCACAUUGCCGUCGAACAUAAUCUGCCGUUGGUUAUCCACUGCCGUGAUGCGGAUGACGAUUGUCUGAGCAUCAUGAAAGAGAUUGUUCCUCGGGAGCACAAGAUCCAUGCUCACUGCUUCACCCGCAACUGGCCCACCGCCCAGCGCUGGCUCAACAUGUUCCCCAACCUGUGGCUGGGUCUGACCCCUCUCAUCUCCUACAAGACUGCCACCAGCGCCAUCGACACGGCCACAAAUCUGCCAUUGAACAGACUUCUGCUGGAGACAGAUGCUCCAUAUUUUGUCCCAGGCACCGCGCAUAAUGUAUGUUAUUUUAACCCUCAAACACCUCAUACCCUGUUCUUCUGGUUAGGUUCUCCUCAGUUCUCCCAUCCUGGUUUUGCUCUGUUCACCGCUGAGAUGGUGGCCAAGCUGCAGGGAGUGAACGUGGACGAGGUGCUGAAGGCGUGCAGGGAGAACACUCGCUCUAUGUAUGGCGUGUAGACGAAACUGUGGAGACAGCUAGAGGUAUCUUUAUACACAGCCUUCAGAAUUGUGUCCAGCAGACCUUUUGUCCUAAGACGUCAUCAGGCCAACUUCUGUGAACCGUGGCCUAAUGUCCUUGCACUUCUACCUGGCUGGUCCUGCUGUCUGACCAGCCAUGGAAGCACACUCAGAGACUCUGACGUGUUUGUCAACAUUAUCGAGGCCAUGUAUGCUGUAUACGUGCCAAGUGCUACUCAUUCCGGAGUUUUCUUGGAUUAUCUUGUUGGAGUGGAUUAUCUUGGAGUUGUGCCCCUUUUCCUGGAUUCCUGGAAAGACAUCAUGCUGUUCUGGGUUAUGGAGUUAUUUUAUUUGUUGUGUAUUUUCAAUUCAAGGACUGAAAUUGAAUUUCUUGUUGCGAGAAAGACAGGAUGAAAGCUGAACAUAAUAUCUGGCUGAACUUUUGCCAGAAGUUCAGGAAUUUUCACAUCCAGGAUAUCAUUCUUCUGUGCCCAUCCGUUUCUUCCAGUAUCUCUUGUUCUGUGGAUAUUAUACCGGACCAUACAGGAGCAAAUGGGCUUUGUGGUCUUGCUACUGUGGAUUUCUAUGAAGUUUCAUGUGAACAGCUCUGACAUUCGGACAUCUUCAGCUCACAGAGGUCUUGAUUAUCUGGGUAAAUCAGGAAGUCAGGAUUUCUGAAAUUGUCUGGAUUUUGCCUGACUUCUUGAUAUAAGAUGUUAUAGGCAGACCUGUACAUUUUUUUAGUCCUUGCUUGUGCGUUUCCACUGGGUCUAAAAAGGGCAGCUGUGCAUUCACGGAGUAGCUGCGUACUGCUGUGGAAUAGUUCGUUUUUAUAGUCAUGUCACAGCUUGCAGUAGAGAGGACUCACAAUACCUUCAAAAACCUUUGAUCUGUGUCUAGCAACAUUUUAGUUUGUUCUAACAUUAGAUAUAAUGGGUGAGCAAUAUAUGCUGGUCUGUUGUUCAGAUGUGCUAAGCCCAAAAUUUUGAACAUUUAAUCGUAAAAAUUGCUGUUUUUUAAUCUGUGACACAGAUUGCAUUUGCUUGAGAAAUAUUUUGUAUUGUAAAUUCAAAUUCUAAAUUUGAAAAUAGCACACACAAAAACUUUUAUAGGUACAAUUGGCCUUCUGGCAUUAGAACAUUCAAACAGCUUAUUGACAAGAAAAAAUAAGGGUAUGGAGUGGAGAUAUUGCUGAUUCUAUUCAAAGCCCAGCGGUCGCUAAAUCUAUUUCCACUUUAUCACAGGAGGUGGACUUUAGCGCAUAAUGUACUCAUCAACUUGCAUCUCGUGCUAUACUAAAUGGUGCAAUGUUGUAAAGCUAAUCAUUAUAUAGCUUUUGCCCCUUGUAUAAAGACUUAGUAUUUUAUGAACUGGAAAAGUUAAAAUCUGGCUGGCCUAUUUACUUUUGUCUAUUGUCCUUGAGGUUUAUUUAUACUGAUGAUGACCUUGAGAAAAGCAUUAUUGAAAUAUUUGUUUAGGUUUUUUUUGUGGACAUGCACCCAGAGUGUGGGUUAGUUAUCAUUAGGGUCAAUGGACCCCUGUCCCCAGAGUCAAAUGUGAAGUCUUCCUUGCAGGAUUAAUGUUGUAGAUAAUACUCUGAGCUGAAGGACUAUUGACUUAUCUUGGCGAGCACACCAAAUACGAUUGACGAGGUCAAAAGAAACACUAGAGUCCGGCAAAUGAUAAUGUUCAAGAAAUAUUGCUAGACAUCAAAUGUAUAAUGUGAUGCCAGGAGAGUUGUGAGCACCCUUCCCCUUACGCACACACAUGUGCACCAGUGGGUUUUUUUGGUCCUGAUUUGUCCUGAUGAGCUCAAAGAAGUCUGGAACAAACUUAUUUGAGAGUAUCAAAUAAGAACUUGAGCAUGGGGUAGAUCUUGAGAGGGUUUUUGGAAUAUUAUUUUGACAUGGGUAAGGUGGUGAGAUUUGGAGUCUUGUGGGACUUGAAGUUUUGGAGGAAAGCUGAUACCUAUUAUUGCAAAGGUGUCGAAUUUCCUGAUACAUCCAGAAAUCCGGUUUUCUUAUUUGUUGUAAAUGUAGUGUAUUCCUGUUUUUAUGCAUUUAUUUAUAUUUUAAUCUCUAUGUGCAUUCAUUGUGUUUAAAUGCAAAUAGUCUCUAUACAAGGUGCAUUAAUUAGACAAAUAUCCGUUGAGUCCCUGCCUGCGUUUCUACGCAGUUCAAGCUUGUUUUUUCAUAGCCAGUUGGCACCUGUUUGGUUGUCACAGAACUCAGUUUUGAGUUAAGAGAGUCUUGUCCUCGUGUGGAAUACAACAUACGUACUCACGCGGUCAGAGAUGUCAGUGUGUGUACACUACUUUAUGAUCUGGUAUGUUUGUCCGUCCCAACAAUUUUUGUUUUUCAUCCUCUGUACCUAUUGAACUGAAUGGGUGAUAAGGCAUUCCAUAUUUGUUGCUAUUUUAAGUAACAUAUUUUUCCACUGAAACCUUGUCAUUUGUGCCCUUUUUAAUUUGAGAUUUGUCCAUAAAAUUAUUUUUGUAAUCAAAAUUGUCUCAGACUUUAUUCUAUUAUACACUUAUUGUGUCGAAUCUCCCUCCUGGUGCUUUAACAAGAUAGUUUUUUAAAGUUUCAUGCGUAAGAUUCUCCUGAUUCCACUUGUCACGGGUAAACUAGUCUCAUGAUGGCGAUGUGUUACUUUGUCCAUUGUGUUGGAUUUCUCCUAUGUUUCUGAUAAAUACGGGUAUUUAUACACAAUACACAUGCAAUACAUGUACAAUAGUCAAGCGUUGUGAGUGUCCAUGAAACUGAAGAUUUUCUUUGGCAAGCGGAUGCCUUUUUUCUAAUGUACAGUCGGAUAGCAAUUGAAGAAUGGGUGAAAAGGCAUUCCAUAUAAAUUGUGCUAUAUUUUUCCACUGAAACCUUGUCAUUUGUGCUCUUAUUAAUUUGAUGUUUGUCCAUAAAAUUAUUUUUCAAAUCAAAAUUGUCUCACACUUUAUAUACUUAAUGUGUCGAAUCUCACUCCUGGUGCUUUAAACAAAAUAGUUUUUUAAAUUAACAUUGUGAAAUAGGUGCUCAAGCUCUGUGAUUUGAGAUAUAUAUAAAACAAUUUUUUACCGUUCAGUAUUCUUUUUUUGUCUUGUGGUACUUGAACUUUUUAAUGUGCCCAUAUUUGCCACCACCAAGUAUGAUGAUGGCCUUGGUUUUAUGGCAUUUUGUAUUUUGAUUUAUUUUUUUUUUCCAGUCACUGUUCAGUAUCAUAUUUGUAUUUUGACACAUUUCUUAGGAAUUUUUUUUUUUUUUUUUUUUGGUGUAUACUGCAGUUGUGUGACGGAUAAAUUUGAAAACAGGCUCAAAGACACAUUUUGAACCCCAACCUCUUGCUCUCUUCAUAGUCUUGUUUCUUUGAAGAAGGGAAAAGGCGUUGUAACAAAGCACUCUGUUGUUUAAUUUAUUGAAUUUGAAAGAGUUAACAAAAAUGUUUCGUAAAAAGCUUUAAUGGCAAAAUGAACAGUUUAUUUAUUGUACCGUAUCACCCGCUGUCCCUUUUUAGAAUUCUCAUUAUCCGUCCAAAUGUUCCAGGAGCUUUGUUUUCUAUUUUCAUGAUUGUGAAGAGUCUCAGUGCUGCAUAGAUCAGCUGAGUGCUAUCACAAACACUAAGAUAAGAUAAGAGGAUACUUUAUUGUCCAAGAUGGAAAUUUUCCACUGUGUGUGUGUUCAAAUUGUGUAUCUCUUCCUGCUCCUCUGUCAAAAUCAAACAUUGUGAGCUUUUAUGGUGUUUUUUUAAAGGCUG
This is a messenger RNA of Aplysia californica (California sea hare), 8529 nucleotides long. RefSeq lists its product as uncharacterized. Gene Ontology annotation, molecular function: hydrolase activity, acting on ester bonds. The transcript is spliced from 10 exons. Lineage: Eukaryota; Metazoa; Mollusca; Gastropoda; Aplysiida; Aplysiidae. Bases 166 to 4782 code for a protein of 1538 amino acids. The record is from RefSeq and is a predicted model, not a curated record.